This is a messenger RNA of Toxorhynchites rutilus septentrionalis, 3173 nucleotides long. RefSeq names its product ATP-binding cassette sub-family B member 6 (gene Hmt-1). Gene Ontology annotation, biological process: transmembrane transport; heme transport. Gene Ontology annotation, molecular function: ATP binding; heme binding; ABC-type heme transporter activity. Gene Ontology annotation, cellular component: membrane. The transcript is spliced from 5 exons. Bases 267 to 2816 code for a protein of 849 amino acids. NCBI's taxonomy places the organism in Eukaryota, Metazoa, Arthropoda, Insecta, Diptera, Culicidae. The record is from RefSeq and is a predicted model, not a curated record.
AAAAACAGAACUCAUUCGCAGAUCGUCACCAUUGCCGCUAUGUACUGAUUAUAUAGUCGGCUCAAUAGUUUGGUAAUCAGCAUAUCAAUGAACUGGAGAAAAUAGAAGGAUGGCUGCGUAAUUGCUAACAUAUUCGUUCCGUACAGUGCGAAACUAUUGCUGUUCACGAGCAGCUAUUCGUAAAUAUUUCGUCAUUACUGGAUAGAACAAAAUAUUGUUCGAUACAUCGUUCUAAAUAGAAAGACGCGCUUCCGUGCGCUCCAGAGAUGGUCACCAUGCAACCACUGCAGUAUUGUCCGACCAAUGUGUCGAUGUCGGUAAUCUGGUCGAACCAUGGCAUCUCGCAGUGCUUCCUGGACACUGUUUCGACAGCUACGAUCGGUGGCUUCCUGCUGCUGUUCGGGACUAUUCAACUGAUUAUGUACCGCCGCUAUGGCACCGAAAUCAACGUAUCCCAAAUCGGUCGCUCGAAAAUGUACAACUUCCAGCUGUUUCUGCUUGUGCUGUUACCAAUCCUGGCGGUGAUUCGCUUUAUUUUGGAAGGAUUCGUGUUCGAGGGAGCUCAGGUCUAUGGAUUUAUGAUCGUAUCUAUCUGUGUGACGCUGUUCAUGUACCCCUACUCGAUUCUGCUACUGGUGAAGGAACGAUACUACAUGUUGCCUUCCGUUCCACCCCGCGGACAUGGUUUGGUACUGUUGAUCUACUGGACGCUGCUUUUGAUUGCCCAGAAUGCUGUCUUCGUCAAUUUGAACUAUGAAAAAGCAUGGUUCCAUUUGACAACGGUGAAGGAUAAAGUGGAGUUCACCCUGUUUGUUUUACGCUACACGGCCACUCUGUUUAUUUUUGUUAUCGGCUUGAGAGCACCAGCCAUCACCUCGACUCAGCUAGGAGACGAAUAUCAAAAUCUUCCCCAUGAUCAGGAAAAUCAGUCCACCUUCCGCAAUGGGUGGCAAAAGAUGCAAACGCUGUUGCCUUUCGUGUGGCCCAAGAAGGAUGCCUUUUUGCAGAUCCGUGUGAUUAUCUGUUUUGGUUUGCUCAUCGCUGGACGCGUUAUAAAUGUUUACGUUCAGGUUUAUAAUAAAAAGAUAGUGGACAGCCUAUCCGAGCAAUCGUUGGUCUUCCGCUGGGAUUGGAUACUGCUGUACGUAGGGUUUAAGUUUCUGCAAGGUGGAGGAACCGGUUCAAUGGGAUUGUUGAAUAACUUGCGAAGUUUUCUCUGGAUUCGAAUCCAGCAGUACACGACGAGAGAGAUUGAAGUGGAACUCUUCCGACACCUGCAUAGUUUGUCCUUGCGGUGGCACUUGAACAGAAAAACCGGUGAAGUGUUGCGUGUCAUGGAUCGUGGCACAGAUAGCAUCAACAAUCUGUUGAACUACAUACUGUUCUCCAUUGCGCCGACCAUCGUGGAUAUUUUGGUGGCGAUUGUGUUCUUUAUAGUCGCGUUCAACUGGUGGUUUGGAUUUAUCGUUUUUGUCACGAUGACGCUUUAUAUCGUGGCCACCAUAAUGGUAACCGAAUGGCGCACCAAAUUUCAGCGCCGCAUGAACCUUGCUGACAACCAACAGAAGGCCCGGAGUGUUGAUUCGUUGCUAAACUUUGAAACUGUUAAAUACUACGGUGCCGAGCAGUACGAAGUCGAUAGCUAUCGGGAAGCUAUACUCAAAUUUCAGGACGAGGAAUGGCGCUCCUCAAUCACGCUAAACAUUCUUAACACCUUGCAAAACAUAAUCGUUUGCGGUGGUUUACUGGCUGGAUCUUUGCUAUGCGCGUACCUUAUUGUAUACCAAGAGGGUUUCAAAUCUGGUGACUAUGUUCUCUUCGCCGGUUACAUUAUUCAAUUAUACGUACCCUUGAAUUGGUUUGGCACUUUCUACAGAGCAAUUCAGAAAAAUUUUGUCGACAUGGAGAACAUGUUCGAUCUCAUGCGGGAAGAUCAGGAGGUAAUCGACGCUCCGGGUGCUGGUGAACUGGCCGUUAUUCGAGGGGGCUCUAUCGACUUCUCCGAUGUAACUUUCGGUUAUACGCCCGAAAGGUUUGUUUUGCGCAACGUUAGCUUCUCCGUUCCCGCAGGUAAAACCGUCGCAAUUGUUGGUCCUUCUGGUGCAGGUAAGAGUACAAUCAUGCGAUUGUUGUUCCGAUUCUACGAUGUUGAAAGUGGAUCGAUCUCGAUCGACGGCCAAAAUAUUAAGACGGUUCGGCAAGCUUCACUGAGAAAGGCUAUUGGUGUAGUUCCUCAAGAUACGGUAUUAUUCAAUAAUACGAUUAAGUUCAAUAUUCAGUAUGGCCGGGUUGAUGCACCAGAGGCGGAUGUGAUUCUCGCAGCCAAGAGUGCGGAUAUCCACGAGAAGAUUCUCAGUUUUCCCGAUCAAUAUGAAACUCCAGUGGGUGAACGUGGAUUGCGGUUGAGCGGAGGCGAAAAACAACGAGUAGCGAUUGCUCGGACCAUCUUGAAGUCGCCAUUCAUCGUACUGCUUGAUGAGGCUACCAGUGCGCUGGAUACCCAAACGGAGCGGAAUAUACAAUCUGCCCUUGCUAGAGUGUGCGCAAAUCGCACUACCUUGAUAAUUGCGCACCGACUGUCCACAAUUAUACACUCGGAUGAAAUUCUGGUACUUAAGGAUGGUAUUAUUGUUGAACGCGGCCGCCACGAGACACUCCUCGAGAAGUCUGGCGUCUACGCUGAUAUGUGGAAUCAGCAGCUGAAGAACUUGAAUUCAGCUAACGGCGGCGAAUCGGACUCGAAUCCAGCCAAAGACAUCGGUAUUUUGGGAAUCGGAGCGAACAAUGGGGAACCACCCGCCCAUCGUCAUCAUUGAAAUCCUCAACAAAUGCUAUUAAUUUAGUAUCUUAGUAAUUUGAUUUUGAUAGACGCAUCUGUGAGAAACAUUUUAGAUCGUAUGGUUAUGUUAUUCCUAUAUGGUGGAAUCCUGAUGUCAAGUGCCGAUUCAAAUAUUAAAGAUUUUUGUAUUGUACAUAGAAAAGAAGACUAGAAUCAGGAGGAAUGAUCGAAAAUGUAUUGAGUAACUUAUUGUGCACUACUUGAUUAUUUCACUUUAAAUGUAUACGUCGAAAAAAAUGAACAAAAGGAUUGUUUGUGAGCUUUUUCUGGUGUGAUUAUCACUGCCUAUUGUAAUAUAUUUCAAUUAGUUAUUAAAAUUCUACUGGUUUAUAAU